AGGGGGCGGCCGGCCGGGCCUGCGCCCGAGCGAGCGGCGAGCCGGGGGGGAAGGGGCCCGGAAGGAGGCGAGCGCGGCCGCGACGCCGGGAGCCGGACGCCCGCCCGUGCCGGCCUGCCGCCGCCGCCUUCCCUGCCUGCGCCCGAGCCCGGAGUCCCGCGGCCGUCGAGACCGGAGCGCGGCGGUCGGGCGUGGGGCGAGCGGGCGAGCGGGGCCGGGAGCCCGAGGCCGCCGGCGGUCCUGCGCGAGGCGCGGUGGGCUUCUCUGCCUGCGAGAUUAGGCGAGGGGCGGAAAGGGAGGAAAAAGAGAGGCCGAGUGAGAGAAGCCAGGCGAUCGGAUUGUCCAGGAGGCUGGUGUGGAGGAAUAUCCCACCUCGAACUCAAAUCCACAAUAAUAAUCCAAACUAUUAAUAAUAAGGGAGCAGUUUUUCUGGCCAGGCGAGAGGGAGAGCAGGGGGAACGGGAAGAAGCGAAAUCUCCGUUUCAUGGAGGCUGAGGCAAGAGAAAAUUUCGGAGCCUGGAUGUGGAGGAGCAAAACAGAACUAACUCAGGAAAUUGUCUUUCAGAAAAAGGCCGAACCUAGGCUGGGAAUCAGGCUGGGGUAGGUGGAGAAACCUGCAAGUUUAAAGGAAAAAGAAAAGGAGAGAAUAUUUUCAGAGAUUUUUCUCUGGUUUGUGGUAUUGCUACCAUUUUAAAGGUAAAAAGCAUUGCAUUUCAGGUGUUCUUUGAUUUUUUUUUUUUUUUUUUUUGGUGCGAUUGGCUCAUUUAAGAAUUUCAAAACCUUUCAUAUAAAAGCUUUUUUUUUUUUAAGGAAAUUCAUAAUUUUGGUUCCCAGGGUUGCACUGGACUUGGAAGGAGUGCUGUUGUGUACAUACUAGUGUAUGGUUUUAUUUAUUUUUUUACUGUGCAAAUCAGCUGGAAGAUUUUUUCCAGGUGUCAAUUUGGAUUUUUUUUUCUUUUUGGUCCCUCAGUAUAUUUGUUGUCGUUUUAAGCAUUGGAGACCAGAGCAUUAUUUUUUCCCCCUUUGGAGCUUGAGGCUCUCUUGCCAACAGAAGGACAGCUAGGAAAACUAGAUUAAAAGGAUGGUUUUUAUCUAUAUUUUGCAGUUAAGAUUGAUAUUUUGAAGGCACAUUCUGUGAUUUUUUUUUUUUUUUUUUUUAAGCCCAUAGCGCUAACCUUGAAGAGAUUUGUGGUUGGGUUUUUGGUUCUAAGAAGGUCAUAGUUUUUUCUCUUUUUCUUUCGGGUUUUUUCUGUUUUUUUUUUUUAAGAGGGGGGGAGGGGAAAAGGGGGCUAAGGAAGGAGACCAUGUUAACUGGUAGAAGUAGAAUGGAGCUUCAGUUACCAGGGUCCUGAGAGCUGGAAGAAAAAGGAUUCUGUCUUCAAGUUGGGAGGCCAUCCUCUCACCUUUCUUAAAAAUUGCAAGCGAUUCAGUCCUGAUCAAGACAUCAAAACUACAGGAUUCUGGAACCGUGGAGACACUGAGAAACCAUGAGUGUAAGGUUACCCCAGAGUAUAGACAGCCCCAUUGCAGCCUGGUUAAGUAGCCUGUCUCUGGGAGAUUCAGCACCUGAACGCAAGUCCCCUUCCCACCACCGCCAACCCUCCGACACCUCUGAGACAACAGGUCUCGUUCAACGCUGUGUCAUCAUCCAAAAGGACCAGCAUGGCUUCGGCUUCACAGUCAGCGGGGAUCGCAUUGUUCUGGUGCAGUCUGUGCGGCCUGGAGGCGCAGCCAUGAAAGCCGGUGUGAAAGAGGGUGACCGGAUCAUCAAAGUGAACGGCACCAUGGUGACCAAUAGCUCACAUCUGGAAGUGGUGAAGCUUAUCAAAUCUGGUGCCUAUGUUGCACUGACCCUCCUGGGCUCUUCACCCUCAUCCAUUGGUGUCUCUGGGCCCCAGCAGGACCCAGUCCCAGCAGGAGCUCCCCGAGUCACCCCUGUGAUCCCACCACCACCACCCCCUCCACCUCUGCCACCUCCACAGCGCAUCACAGGACCCAAACCUCUGCAGGAUCCUGAAUUUCAAAAACAUGCCACCCAGAUCCUUAGGAAUAUGCUGAGGCAGGAGGAAAAAGAGUUACAGCGUAUCUGUGAGGUGUAUAGCCGGAACCCCGGCAGCCUGCUGGAAGAGCAGAUCGAAGGCGCCCGGCGGCGAGUCACUCAGUUACAGCUGAAGAUCCAGCAGGAGACUGGUGGCUUAGUGGACAUACUUCCACUAUAUGGUGACACCAGCCAGAGAUCAUCAGAAGGCCGACUCUCUCUGGAUUCCCAGGAGGGGGACAGUGGCUUGGACUCUGGCACAGAGCGCUUUCCUUCCCUCGGCGAGUCAUUGGUGAAUCGGAACUCAGUACUGUCAGACCCUGGGCUGGACAGUCCUCGAACCUCCCCUGUGAUCAUGGCCCGUGUGGCCCAGCACCACAGGCGGCAGGGCUCGGAUGCACUGGUUCCCCCCAGCAGUGACCAGGGUGUAGAUCAAAGCCCAAAGCCUUUAAUUAUCGGCCCAGAGGAAGAUUAUGACCCGGGUUAUUUCAACAACGAGAGCGACAUCAUCUUCCAGGACUUUGAGAAACUUAAGUCACGGCCGGCUCACCUGGGGGUUUUUCUACGGUACAUCUUCUCUCAGGCGGACCCCAGUCCACUGCUUUUCUACUUGUGUGCAGAAGUUUAUCAGCAAACAAACCCCAAGGAUUCCCGAAGCUUGGGAAAAGACAUCUGGAAUAUUUUCCUAGAGAAAAAUGCGCCUCUGAGAGUGAAGGUCCCAGAGAUGUUACAGGCUGAAAUUGACCUGCGCCUGCGGAGCGGUGAGGACGUGCGCACUGUUCUCUGUGAGGCUCAGGAGGCAGCCAUGCCAGAGAUCCAGGAGCAGAUCCAUGACUACAGAACAAAGCGCACUCUGGGGCUGGGAAGCCUGUAUGGUGAAAACGACCUGCUGGACCUGGAUGGGGACCCUCUCCGCGAACGCCAGGUGGCAGAGAAGCAGCUGGCUGCCCUAGGAGACAUUCUGUCCAAAUACGAGGAAGACAGGAGCGCCCCCAUGGACUUUGCCCUCAAUACCUACAUGAGCCACGCGGGCAUCCGUCUUCGAGAAGCACGACCUUCCAACACGGCGGAAAAGGCCCAGUCCGCUCCUGACAAGGACAAGUGGCUGCCCUUCUUCCCGAAGACCAAGAAGCAGAGCAGCAAUGCCAAGAAAGAAAAGGAUGCCUUGGAGGACAAGAAGCGAAACCCCAUCCUCAAGUACAUCGGGAAGCCCAAAAGCUCCUCCCAGAGCACAUUUCAUAUUCCCUUGUCCCCUGUGGAAGUCAAACCAGGCAACGUGAGGAACAUCAUUCAGCACUUUGAGAACAACCAGCAGUACGAUGCCCCGGAACCUGGGACGCAGCGACUCUCAACGGGAAGCUUUCCCGAGGACCUGCUGGAGAGCGACAGUUCUCGCUCAGAGAUUCGCCUGGGCCGCUCUGAGAGCCUGAAGGGCCGGGAGGAGAUGAAGCGGUCCCGGAAGGCAGAGAACGUGCCCCGUUCUCGCAGCGACGUGGACAUGGACGCGGCCGCAGAGGCCGCCCGCCUCCACCAGUCAGCCUCGUCCUCCGCCUCCAGCCUCUCCACCAGGUCUCUUGAGAACCCAACUCCUCCCUUCACCCCCAAAAUGGGCCGCAGGAGCAUUGAGUCCCCCAGCUUGGGGUUCUGCACAGAUGCCCUCCUCCCCAACCUCCUAGAAGAUGAUCUGGGCCAGCUGUCUGACCUGGAGCCAGAGCCCGACGCCCAAAACUGGCAGCAUACAGUGGGCAAGGAUGUGGUGGCUGGGCUAAGCCAGAGGGAGAUUGACCGACAGGAGGUCAUCAAUGAGCUGUUUGUGACAGAGGCUUCCCACCUGCGCACACUCCGGGUGCUGGACCUGAUCUUCUACCAGCGGAUGAAGAAGGAGGGCCUGCUGCCCCGGGAGGAGCUGGUGCGGCUCUUCCCCAACCUGCCCGAGCUCGUCGAGAUCCACAAUUCCUGGUGUGAAGCCAUGAGGAAGCUCCGGGAGGAGGGCCCCAUCAUCAGAGAAGUCAGUGACCUCAUGCUGGCUCGGUUCGAUGGCCCCGCCCGGGAGGAGCUGCAGCAGGUGGCCGCGCAGUUCUGCUCCUAUCAGUCCAUCGCCCUGGAGCUGAUCAAGACCAGGCAGCGCAAGGAGAGCCGGUUCCAGCUCUUCAUGCAGGAGGCUGAGAGCCACCCUCAGUGCCGGCGGCUGCAGCUUAGAGACCUCAUCAUCUCUGAGAUGCAGCGGCUCACCAAGUACCCACUGCUGCUGGAGAGCAUCAUCAAGCACACGGAGGGUGGCACCUCUGAGCACGAGAAACUCUGCCGGGCCCGGGAUCAGUGCCGGGAAAUUCUCAAGUACGUGAAUGAAGCAGUGAAGCAGACAGAGAACCAGCACCGUCUAGAGGGCUACCAGAAACGCCUGGACACCACCUCCCUGGAGAGGGCCAGCAACCCCCUGGCAGCGGAGUUCAAGAGUCUGGAUCUUACAACCAGAAAGAUGAUCCAUGAGGGGCCCCUGACCUGGAGGAUCAGCAAGGAUAAGACCUUGGACCUCCACGUGCUGCUGCUGGAGGACCUCCUCGUGCUGCUGCAGAAACAGGAUGAGAAGCUGCUGCUGAAGUGCCACAGCAAGACAGCCGUGGGCUCCUCGGACAGCAAGCAGACCUUCAGCCCGGUGCUCAAGCUCAAUGCCGUGCUCGUCCGCUCCGUGGCCACAGAUAAACGGGCCUUCUUCAUUAUCUGUACCUCCGAGCUGGGCCCACCCCAGAUCUACGAGCUGGUGGCAUUGACGUCAUCAGACAAGAACACAUGGAUGGAGCUCUUAGAAGAGGCCGUGCGGAAUGCCACCAGGCACCCUGGAGCCGCCCCAAAGCCCGUCCACCCGCCGCCCUCAGGCCCCCAGGAGCCAGCCCACCAGAGCCCCACGCCCAGCAGGGUAGGACUGGAUGACUCCGAGGUGUUCCGUAGUGAGCCAGAGCCUGAGACAGUACCUGGAGGCACUGGGCCCCAGCAGAGGGUCAAAGGGAAGCACCCGGUCCUGCUAGAGGGCCCCGAGCCAGAGGGCAGCAUAGAAGAAGAGGAGCUGGGUACCCUGCCUCACCCUUCUGCCUCCCUGGAUGGAGAGAACAGGGGCAGCAGGACAAGGGACCCCAUCCUCCUGCCCCUCCCAGGCCCUCUGUUCAUGGAAGGACUUGCCGAUGCAGCCCUGGAGGACGUGGAGAACCUGCGGCACCUGAUCCUGUGGAGCCUGCUGCCAGGUCACCCCGUGGACCCACAGGCUUCCGGGGAGCCCGAGGACGACCUGACACCUACACCUUCCGUCAUCAGCAUCACUUCUCACCCCUGGGACCCAGGCUCCCCAGGGCGAGCUCCCACUGGGGGUGAAGGGGACAGUGCCCGGCUCUCAGGGCCAGAGCGGGGCCAGCAGGAGGACAUGGCUGUCUGUCCUCUGGAACACCUGCCCCCAAGGACCAGAAAUUCUGGGAUCUGGGACUCUCCUGAGCUGGACAGGAAUCCAGAGGAAGAAGCUUCGAGCACAGAGGCAACAGGAAGUUACAAAGUUGUGAGGAAAGUCUCUACUCUCCCUGGUGGUGGUGUCGGUGCAGCUGAGGUGGCAGGCAGCAAAGUUGUCCCUGCACUACCAGAGAGUGGCCAGUCAGAGCCUGAGCCACCCGAAGUGGAAGGCGGAGCACAGGCUACGGGGAACUGCUUUUACGUGAGCAUGCCGGCAGGACCCCUGGACUCAAGCACUGACCCCUCACGGGCACGUGUGAGCCCCUCCCAGCCCGAUGGCCUCCCUGCCUCGCAGACGGAGCCUCAGCCCGCGCUUCGGGAAGGCAAUGGAGAUCAAAGGCGCCCGGGCCGCUCUCCCCCGAGCCUGGCCCUCAGGGACGUGGGCGUGAUCUUCCGUACCAUCGAGCAGCUCACCGUCAAGCUCAACAGGCUCAAGGACAUGGAGCUGGCCCACAAAGAGCUGCUCAGGUCCCUCGGGGGAGAGUCGUCUGGUGGCACCACGCCCGUGGGCGGUUUCCACACAGAGGCAGCUAGAUGGAUAGACAGCUCCCUGUCCCCUCCAGCCAAGGAGCACCUGGCCUCUGACUCCAGGGACAGCCGGGAACUGGGGCCCUGCCCUGAGGACGCCCAGCCCUUCAAGGCCUUGUGUCUCCUAAGCAUGCUGACUGCAUCUGAAAGGCCCCCCUCGUCCCACGUACGUGUGCGCGCCUGGAUGUGUGGGUGCCCUCAGACAAGCCAGUGCGGGUGAAAGGAGGCGGCUCCAGUGUAAAUGCACUUUCUUCCUCCCCUCCCUUCUCCACAGGACCCCCAGGCUGGGGUGGGUGUCUCCACCUCUCCUCUCUUUGUCACUUUGGUUUCCUAUAAAUAUGUAUGUAUUGUAUGUGCAUCUUUGCUAUUGUAAAUAACUUCGACCUUUUUUGUUUCUGAUCCUGGCGUGCCGAAGGCAGUUCCAGAGGGACUGCUAAGGGAAGAGGAGGUUCACUUGUAUCUCUUUGUUAGCAGCCCAGCUCCAGGAUCAGGGCCCAAAGGUGGAGCCAGCCCUGAGCGCCCCGGCCCCCCGUAGGCAAGAAGGCCUCCAGCUUCUGGCCCACCUGGCCGGAGAGCCUAGCCUCUGCAGCUCGGUGCUGGGCUACUCCCUCCCUCCUAGGACUUCUCAUCUUCAGGGGAACUUCUUACCCAACCUGUGUCCACCCUUCCCCACCCUCUCCCUAUAGAAAACCAGUGUAUCAGGUACAGAGCUGAAAACUGGGCCCCGGGGAGGUGGGGGUAGGGGUUUGAAUGCUGGAGUCCCUAAACUAACAACCUAGGACCAUCCCCAGGGGCCACCACAGCCUUGGCCCCUAUUACCACAUCCACUCCACUCCCCACAGACUAAUAGAAUAUACACACUGUGCUAGGUGUAUAUAUACAUAUAUAUAUAUAAAUAUAUAUAAUAUAUAUAAAAUACAGAUAUGGAAAUGACUGUUUUGCUGUUAAAAUAAUGUAUACUCUUUUAUUUUCUUCCUUUCAUGGUUAAGAUUUUUUUUUAAGAAAAGUUAAAUAUUCUUCAACUGUGGUGGUGUGUGUGUGAUUCUUGAAACUGCUGUGAUCAAAGAUACUGUGGUUGUUCCCUCUGAGACUGAUUGGAAUUGAAUAGAGGGAACAGAAGGCAGCCCCAGACCCAGGCCUUGCCAUAUUCUCUCCCGAAGUUCCAGAUGUGCACUUCACUGAACUUCAGACUAAGCGAUACAGCCCCCACGGCCAGAACACGAAAAGACAGCGCACACGCGCACACACAUGCACACACACACACGCACGCAGUGGCCCCAGAAUCAAGAGCCCUCAUGAGCUGCCCUCAGUGAGCUUCAGGACUUUGAAGGCAAUACACAGGGGAGGGUCAUGUCAGAGGCCUGGCCAGGUGCUGUCAUUGGCCCUCCGCGCCCUCCCACAGGCUCCAACACCCCCUGGAAGCAGCUCGUCAGGCGUGGCCACACCCCCAGGACUGUAACCACUCAAACUGCCUCCUUUGCCAUCACUGUGGGACUAAGCAACGAAUUCUCUUUCCCCCCUAACUAAUGUUUCCCUCCUAAACCCGACAUGACGCUGAGCGCUGACCUUGGGAGCUUACAGUCUAGUUGGGCAUCAGGAUUAAUACACGAUCCGUUCUUGAUGAAGGGUAGGGGUGAGGACAAGAACUGUACGGACCCACUGAAGCUUCAGAAGGCCUCGGGCAGGGGUAACGAGAGGCUAGCAGUUACUGGAGAGCACCUGCUACGCGCUCAGCGUUGGGAAUUCAAAGAGCUGCUCCCUGCAGAAGCUCAGCCAGCCGCCAAGAGGCUGAGCAGCAGCGCAGGUGGUCAGAGGCAAAGAGAGGACCGGGAGGGCCACGGAGCCUCGCAGAGAGGCAGUGCUGGCGGGGAGAGCAGGGCUCUGUCCAGGCAACAGAAAGGGGUGUGGGGGCCGAGAGGAUGUGACCAGAGGUGAAGAAGGGACGCUCCCCGAAGAGUGGAUGUCAGCUCCCCAGAAGCCGGCCCUGGGCUCUUGGGGCACGGUCGGGUCAUCUCAGCGGAGGCAGCACUGAGGGCUGAAGAGUCGGGGCCCCCAGCUCUCCUGACUCCUCUGGCCCCCGCACUGUCUGGGUGGCUCUGGUUUCAGGCGGCUGACAGCAGCAGGCAGUGUCAUUAGGGUUCGUGUUUAGUGCUUGGACUUUGCUACGUAGAUGACAGGAGACUCAGCACCCUCUCUAAAGCAGCCUGACAACUCUACGUUUUCAUAAGCUGAGCCCUUGCCUCUCCUCCAAACCAGUCCAGACACGUGGGCCAGUUGGAGCAGCAGAAGGGGGAAGGGACCCAGGAGGGUGGCAUGGUGGAGCCCGUGCUCCAUCCCUCUGCCCCACCCGCUCUUCCUCUCAGCUUGUGCGUGUUGGUUACUAUGCGAAGUCUUUCCCUUCUGCCUCUGAGACCAGAGGCACUGCAAACCCUCGUGUAUCACCUGUCCUCCAGGGAACAGGGACGGGUGGUACGGGUAGUGACUCUGGUCUGGGCAAAGAAGAACUAGGUCCUGAGGAGGCAGGAGAGCAACACCCUGGUCGGCCACCACC
Balaenoptera musculus (blue whale) is the source of this 8612-nucleotide messenger RNA. RefSeq names its product Rho guanine nucleotide exchange factor 11 (gene ARHGEF11). Gene Ontology annotation, biological process: G protein-coupled receptor signaling pathway; Rho protein signal transduction. Gene Ontology annotation, cellular component: cytoplasm. Gene Ontology annotation, molecular function: G protein-coupled receptor binding; guanyl-nucleotide exchange factor activity. The record is from RefSeq and is a predicted model, not a curated record. The coding region runs from base 1488 to 6281 and encodes 1597 amino acids. The transcript is spliced from 42 exons. Lineage: Eukaryota; Metazoa; Chordata; Mammalia; Artiodactyla; Balaenopteridae.